GUGCUACCUUUAAAAAUCCCUUUUAGGAUGGGGAACAGCAUGUCAUCAUCAUCUUUGGGGAAGCCAGGAACUGCUCCUGCAGAUCAAAUCCAGGAAACAAUUUCUGAUAAUUGCGUGGUGAUUUUCUCAAAAACAUCUUGUUCUUACUGCACAAUGGCGAAGGAGCUUUUCCAUGGCAUGGAUAUUAACUACAAAGUGGUGGAGCUGGACAUGCUUGAGUAUGGGAGCCAGUUUCAGGACGCUCUCUACAAAAUGACUGGGGAAAGAACCGUGCCAAGAAUAUUUGUCAAUGGAACUUUUAUUGGAGGUGCAACUGACACUCAUAGGCUUCACAAAGAAGGGAAAUUGCUUCCACUGGUUCAUCAGUGUUACUUAAAAAAAAGGAACAAGAAUUUUAGUGAUAGUAAAAUGUCAGUUAUUUAAAGUAAUAAUGCUUUUUGAAUGUUUGAGGAUGUUUAAAUAUGUGAAUCAUCUUCAUGAAAAAGUUGUAAAAAUAAUGAAUAAAUCACUGUGGAAACCUCA
This is a messenger RNA of Pteropus alecto (black flying fox), 522 nucleotides long. It is a transcript of the gene GLRX2, whose product is annotated as glutaredoxin 2. The transcript is spliced from 3 exons. NCBI's taxonomy places the organism in Eukaryota, Metazoa, Chordata, Mammalia, Chiroptera, Pteropodidae. The record is from RefSeq and is a predicted model, not a curated record. Bases 28 to 423 code for a protein of 131 amino acids.